Messenger RNA from Drosophila grimshawi, 3098 nucleotides. RefSeq names its product protein bride of sevenless (gene boss). The record is from RefSeq and is a predicted model, not a curated record. Gene Ontology annotation, biological process: G protein-coupled receptor signaling pathway; visual perception. Lineage: Eukaryota; Metazoa; Arthropoda; Insecta; Diptera; Drosophilidae. Gene Ontology annotation, molecular function: sevenless binding; adenylate cyclase inhibiting G protein-coupled glutamate receptor activity. Gene Ontology annotation, cellular component: membrane. The transcript is spliced from 6 exons. Bases 212 to 2893 code for a protein of 893 amino acids.
AGUUGAGAUAUGGACGUGGACGUGGUCGCGUGAAUGACUAACCGUUUCGAGUGUGCUGUGCUACCGAGUUCAACUUGCAUCUAUUGAUUGAAUAAAAUGCUGAUAAUUGUCAAUAAAUGCUGAACGCUGCAGAAAAUCGACAAAAAGUUAACAAAUAGUUGACUGAAUUUUCUCAAAUUAAAUAUAUAAAAAUACAAUAUCAGAAAAGGUCAUGAGUUUCUGGCAGCGCGAAUGGAAAUCGCCAACACAAUUGGUGAUAUUCUACCUGCUCAUCUCAGCAAUUUGCAUAGCUCAUUGUCGUGGUGCAGGUGUAACCGUGGAUAGCAAACCUGGCAAAAAGUCAGCACCACUGCGCAUCACAAAACCACAACCGACUAGUAGCAGCACCACCACUGUGCCACCGACAACCAAUGAGCCCACCAGCACUUAUGAGCAACUGGCGCCACUGAUAUCCUCCACAACGGAGAACAUCGCCAGCAGUGCCGGAAUCAGCAGUGGUGACGACAGGAGCACAACUGCAGCUGGCAGCUUGGUCCCAGAGAUUUGCAUCAAUGGACUGCAGCUGAGCGUAACGAAUGUGGAUGGGGAGCAAGUGAUGCGCAGGCAGCAGGAGCUAGUGCAGGUCAUCGAAGGAGAUGUCAUGCUCAGUGUUCUAACUAGCGAUCCUGUUUCGGCGCUGUUUAUCAUCAAUCGCGUCAAUCAAGCAAAUAUUAUAUCAGCUGACUUUGAAGUUGGCAUACGUGCCAUUAGCGUAGAUAAUGCCAGUCUGGCCGAGAAUCUGCUCAUACAGGAAGUUCAAUAUUUGCAGCAGUGCACACAAUACUCAAUAGGCAUAUUCAUUGAUUAUGAUCUAUACAAACGCCUCGAGUCCAUUAUCAGUGACUUAGAGUACAAUGUGUGGCCUAUACCCACAACGCGUGCCCAUCUCUUUCCCAAAGUGGCGCACCUACUACAUCAGAUGCCCUGGGGCGAGAAGAUUGCCUCUGUGGAGAUAAUAAGUGAAAAUUUGGAUGUAUAUAAUGAGUUCAUGGAUGCCGCCAGGCAGGAGCACAUGUGCCUCAUGCACUUCAAGAGCGACGAUAAUAUUUACAUAGUAUUCGGCAACAAGAUGAACAAUCACUUUAAGGAGAACAGCACAGUAUUCGCCGUGCCCACAGAGCGUACAGAUCACGCUUUUUUGGAAGAACUUCCCAACAAAGCAUUUAUACUCAUGGAGAAUGAAAUUGAGCUGCGCACUGUUGAUUUGGAUGCAAUGCCCACAACGUUGGAUGAUGUACUCAUUGGGAAGAGUGUGCUUCCAUCGCGAAUUCUCUCAUUUGCCAGCCCCAUUGUGGAUCUGAUGAACUGGCUGCGCGCCUCGCUGUCCAAGCACUGCAAGCGUGACGAGGAUCUGUAUGUGCUACAGAGCUGUUUUAAUUUUCUCAACUUUAUCGAGGACUGGCGCACACCUGAGUAUCGCCGAAAACAUGAUACCGUCGAGCUGCUCUCACUGUUGCGCAUGCGCAAGCUGUCCACCUCGAUGACCUUUCAGAUGUACCAAAAGAAACAGAACACUGUGGAUGUAAUCACAGGCGAGUCACGCAUGGAGCUGCGCGAGAUCGCUUCGCAGAACUUCGUGACAAAUGUGACAACCUACUAUCAUUAUAAUCGCGACAAUCACACCAGCCUGGAGCUUAAGACCAAGUUUGGAUUGGUCUUUAAUUGCCAGUACACACCGGGCGACAAUCGACGGCAUCCGUUCCUGUUCGAUGGGGAGAGCGUCAUGUUUUGGCGCAUCAAGAUGGACACGUGGGUGGCAGCGGGUUUGACAGCCGCCAUACUUGGCCUGAUUGCCACGCUGGCUAUUCUAGUGUUCAUUGUGGUGCGCAUCUCCUUAGGCGAUGUAUUUGAGGGCAACCCGGUGACGACUAUAUUGCUGCUGCUAUCACUUAUUCUGGUCUUCUGCUCCUUUGUGCCCUUCUCCAUGGAGUACGUGGGCGAGCAACGCAACUCGCAUGUGACUUUCGAAGAUGUCAACACCCUAAAUACUCUCUGUGCCGUGCGAGUUUUCAUGAUGACGCUCGUCUAUUGCUUUGUCUUCUCGUUGCUGCUCUGUCGCGCUGUGAUGUUAGCCUCCAUUGGUUCCGAGGGCGGUUUUCUGUCCCACGUAAAUGGAUAUAUUCAGGCUAUAAUCUGUGUGUUUAGCGUCUUUGUUCAGCUAGGCAUGUCCGUGCAGUUGCUCGUGGUUAUGAACAUGGCCUCGGAGAGUGUCUCUUGUGAGAACAUCUACUACGGUCGCUGGCUCUGGGGUCUUCUAGCCUAUGAUUUUCUGUUGCUCUGCUCUCUGGUGGCCCUAGUACCAUUCAUCUAUCGAUCGCAACGCAACUAUCGCGAGGGCAUUUUGAUCGUAAUUGGCGCUGUGCUUAUUCUAAUCAUCUGGAGCGUGUGGAUUGCCUUGUCGCUCUUCGGCGACGAAUGGCGGGAUGCUGCCAUUCCGCUAGGAUUACAGGCCAGUGGAUGGGCGGUGCUGGUUGGUAUUCUCAUACCACGCACAUUUCUCAUUGUUCGUGGCAUUGAGCGCUCGGAUAUUGCCCAGGCGCUGCCCUCGCUCACCUCCCUCGCCUUUGCCCAGAACAAUCAGUACUCCUCGGAGCAGAGCGUGUACGAGUGCGUGAAUCCCGCUAUGCGGCACUGUUCGCAGGAGGAGAUGCAUCACCAGUCGCCUAGCGAGAUACCGACGCUGCCCUUGCGCGGCGGCGGUCCGCGACGCCAGCAGUUCUUUGCCAAUCUACGCCAGGCUAAUGCCAACAUAAAUCCGCAACGUCCUCCACCGCGUCCACAGCAGAGCCCUUCGCGUUCGUCCGUCUGCUCCUUGCCGCCCUCACCAGAGCACAGCAAGAUAACCCGGUUCUAAGCGGAUCGGCUGUGAGAUCUCCUAUCUUUGGCAGCACACCUCAACUUCCGUUCCAACUCUAGUCAAAGCGCCAAGAAAGUGCAUUCAGUAAACUUCUUUUAUCUAAUUGUUAAAAACAUUCAACAUAAUAUUUGACGAACCAGUAAUUAAAAGCCAUUUACGACAUUAAUAUGAAUAAUUAAAAAAAAUAAUAAUAAUAAUUAAA